This is a messenger RNA of Podarcis muralis (Common wall lizard), 3853 nucleotides long. RefSeq lists its product as uncharacterized. The record is from RefSeq and is a predicted model, not a curated record. Gene Ontology annotation, cellular component: nucleus. Gene Ontology annotation, molecular function: POU domain binding; DNA binding. NCBI's taxonomy places the organism in Eukaryota, Metazoa, Chordata, Lepidosauria, Squamata, Lacertidae. Gene Ontology annotation, biological process: regulation of gene expression.
UGGGAUGGAGAGGACUUUAUGUCCCAUAAUCCAGACUCUCUGGUCCUCCAGACAUUGCUGAACUUCACCUCCCAUCAUCCCUGCCCACUGACUGGCGCAGGACCACUGGGUUACUACCACUGGUGCGGGCAAUGACCAGUUGCCUGGUAGUAUAAGGCACCGUCCUAUAUUCACACAACUGGAACUGUAGGCAGAAUGUUUUAUUAAACGGAGGGCAGGCUUGAGGCCUAGUUCCUUCCCUUGAGGCAGUAGUGACUGAAUAGUUACCAUGGUAACCCUAGGGGACUCCUGAUAGCUGCGAAUCUCUCUGUGCUUUUGAGUGGGAAGGUUGUUCCCUUCUAGUGGAAACAAGGUGUGUGGAGGGGAAGCAGUCAGAUCACAUAGUUUUUGAGGACCUCCUUAGACUGCAAGGUUUCAGUCUGGGGUGAACGAGUUGUAUAACAGAGCGCAAGAUGUUUGCUUCCCCUUGCAAUCUGCUAACAGGAUCAUUCUGUGCAGCUGUUUAAUAUUAGCUACCUGCCGCUGCCAAUUAUGUUUUUUGCAUUGUUUUUCUGCCUUUUGCCGCCUACGUUAUCUGUCAGUCAGCUGCUUCUACAGCUUAAUUGGGAAACAGGGUGUGGUUUCUUACUGACAACUGACGUCUGUCCAGAGUUACCUGGGUAUAAAUUAUCUUUUUCUUUUUCUUUUUUUAAAAGUAGGCAGGGAACCGGCUUUGAAACACCCAGAAACGGCUUCCAGAACCUGACAGGUUACAACCCAGAUUGAUUUUAUCCUGUAAAUAUUUUCCCUCUUGCUUUCAUGAGCAAGUAAAGUCAGAGGAUGCUGCCUCCACCAGCUUCUACCAUAGGGGAACAGACGACCUAAGCUUGGUCGCCACCCAGAAUUCCUCCCAGUAAGUGGGAGUUUAGUUUUGACAGUGAUGGCGCUCACAUGCGGAAUCAUGCACCCUUGGCAAUGAGUAGGAAAGUGAGCCUCAUCGAGGGAAUGUAAUCUUCUUUCUGCAGGAUGGAAGCACUGGUGAAAGUAGUUCAAUCGGAUGCCCAGCCAUUGACAGCCAGCCCAGAUAUCUGGGCCAAGGAAGGUUAUGGCUAUGCAGAGGACCAGGGGUCUCCUAUGCCAGGGGAAACAGCCAGUCCCAAAAGCUAUUUUCAACAGAGCCCAUCUUUACCAGCUUCUGGAUUAACCGAACUCAGCGGUGUGGAAUCCAGCACCUGCGAUACAUCUCCAGCUAAGGUUCAGGAGCUGCCUGCCAGGAGAGGUUCAGCAUUGACUGUGGGUGCCCCUCAGAAGCAGUAUGUAGGCGUGAGGGUAAAAAUGCCGGUGUGUGAACUGCUGAGAAAAAUCCGUCUCUCCAAAGGGACAGAGUCCAGUGACGUCAGGGAAACACCUGCUAAAGCAAAUACCAAAAGAUCUUCAGGAAGAGCAGGGAAAAGAAGAGCUCGCUCAGAAAGGCAUGACAAGCAAAACUGCUGUCAGGCUCAGACAGCCUUAAAAAGCACGGAGGACUUGGACAUCCUAGUCGAAGUACUUCAGGAAGACCUGAACAAGAGCCGCUCCAAGCUAGAGCCUCAGUUGCCUACGCAGUUCCCGCAUGGCACGACCCAGGGAUUUCCGCCUCCCUGGUGGGAAACCAACGGCAACUCACAACCAGAUGGCAACUGGCUGAGAAGCAGCUGGGAGCCUGUCGGAUUUCAGCCGUUGUCUGCUUCAGGCGCAUUGCCUCAUCCAUGUGCUGAGAUUUCCUAUGGAUUUGAGUGCAGAAAGACGCAACAACCUCUGGAUCUGGUCGACACGUUCCAGAAUUCCUGCGUGGAAGAAAGAUGCUGGCUGGGGAAUGGGUCUGUUGAACGUCCUGGGGAGAGUUCCCAAGGCUUUGCCAAGGAGAUCAGGCCUCACUGCCACAACCCACUGGGGCAGGCUUUGCCAGAGACUUUGGAAGAGGACACUGCUGCCUUGCAUGGCAGGGGGUGCCUGAAGGCGAGUGCGUGGUCUUCCAUGGACCAGGAGGCUCCUACUAUUUCUUUCUUCCAAUUCCAGCUCUGCCGUGAGGAGAGUCGGCUCAGGGGCAUCUCGGUGGACAAGCUGCUCAUGCCGGAUAGAAAUGGGAACAGGCUUCUUCACAAUGCUGUUUCUCAGGGGAAAAGGGCAUUGGCAUAUGCGCUGGCAAGGAGGUUUGCACAUCUCAACAGACUUGAUGGGAAGAACGCAGCGAAACAGACUGCAUUGCACAUAGCAGCUCAAAAGAACCAUCAUCUUAUUGCCAGCGACCUGCUCUCUCUGGGGGCUGAUGUAAACGCGAGGGACAGCUCAGAGAAGACUCCCUUGCACCUCUGUGCUGAGAAGGGUUAUCUGAGAGUCUUGGAAGUCUUGAAAAGCUGUCAGGAAGUUGGCAUCCACGUUGAAGUAGACGCAACCGACAAUCAGGGCUUAACGCCAAUACAGUGCGCAGGUUUGGCUCACUGCGCUCUCGCGAUGGACUCGGACAGCCGCCAUCUCUCGGCUGAGACCUGGAAGCUUCUGAACCUCCGUAAGGAUCAGAUACUGAGUGGUAUCAAGUGCUUGAUACAAAUGGGAGCCAACCCAUGGGAGCAAGAUUACAGCUUGCUCUCUGGACUAGAUGAAAUCGCCCUUCUGUAUUUGCAAGGAGAAGAUGUGGAGCCACCAAUGGUUUCUUUUCCAAGCUUCCUCGACCAUUCCCAUGAAAGUGCAAUGUAAACAGGACAGUUGAGCACACCAGGAAGCAAUGGACUUCCUAGAACACUGGUUGCUGAUAUAUCAGAUGUGUUUCAGGCUUCGUAUACUUGAUGAUCUGAAGCCCGCGGAAUGCCUCGAUGGACUUCAAGAAAUCUGGAGUGCCAUUUCUGCCAGGCUGUUGGCGGAAGAACAGCUUGAGAAUAGACAGUAAAAGUCUUUGAACCUGUGAAGGCUUGGGCUUUGCUGGAUUCAUGUCCUCAGAAAAAUUGUAGUGGAAGAGCACUGAAGAUUAUAGAUGGGAAAGGCUGGCUCUAUUUCCCCAAGCCAUAUGUGUCAAGAUAGAGAAGCUCUGAGGUCUUCUCCCCUGCCUUAAAUGACCUUGCUCUCAAAAUAAUCAAGUGCAGGAGAAGAUGCUACUUAAUGGAUGGUGGUCCAUGGAACAGGUGGUCCAUGGAGCAGGCACAGAUUAUUGCCAUGCAAAAAUUCAAACUGAUCCCCUACAGAGGGAGGGCUUCCAUAUCUCAUCGGCAGAGCACCUGCGUUUUAUCUCUGGUGUGCACCUGGGGGAAACAAAGCCACCCUUGAUCUGAGGAUGUAUUUUCAGCAAAGCCACAAUGCUUUGUUUAUCGAUGCAAUCAAAGUUUAUGGAGGUUGUUUUGAGUGUGUAUAAGAAAUGCACAGACGAAUCUGGAACCGGACAAAUGGAGCUGGGCAUUUCACCAGGGCUGAGUGAGACCUGCUCCCCCAUAAUUCUGCACACUGAAUUUUUGGUGAAAGCUCUCAAUACAGUAUUAUGUAAACAAACAAACAUGCAUACAAACCUCUUGUACCAUCUCCAAGAUGAAGACAUUUGAUGCGGCACAAGCUUUUGUAGGCUGCAGUUCAAUUCAACAGGUGCAAUUUCCUUUGCAUCGUGAAUCUUUCUUUCCUUUCUUCCUUCCUCUUUAAUCAGUGAAAUCUAAAAUCUACCUAGCAUCUGCCACAAUCCAGUCCAGAGUUCAUUGUGCUGAAAUCCUUUGAGGUUGGAGCUGACUUGCAGCCAUUGUUCUGACAUGACAGCUUCAGACAUCCUAUAUUUAUGGAUCUUUUUGAUUGGACCCAGCACAGGGAUGGGAAACCUCCAGCCUAUGGUCCAAUCUUGGUCUGCCUGUCAAUCAGC